Rhododendron vialii is the source of this 3066-nucleotide messenger RNA. RefSeq names its product linoleate 13S-lipoxygenase 2-1, chloroplastic-like. Lineage: Eukaryota; Viridiplantae; Streptophyta; Magnoliopsida; Ericales; Ericaceae. The transcript has 10 exons. The record is from RefSeq and is a predicted model, not a curated record. The coding region runs from base 169 to 2874 and encodes 901 amino acids. Gene Ontology annotation, molecular function: protein binding; oxidoreductase activity, acting on single donors with incorporation of molecular oxygen, incorporation of two atoms of oxygen; metal ion binding. Gene Ontology annotation, biological process: lipid oxidation.
GCAAAUGUAUAGAGACUAGAACUAUGAGAAGAAUUGUCCUCUCUCUCUCUCUCUCUCUCUCUCUCUCUCCACCUCUCUAUAUAAUCAUAGCUUAUCCCUCGUUCAAGUUCAUAUCUUUCCCAUUCCUAACCAUCCACAAUCAACACUCUGAGCUAGAAAAACAAGAAGAUGAAGAGCCAUGUCCAACUCUCCAGCCACACCACCCCGACCCUAAUCCCGUUUCACAAACCAUUCGUCUACUCCUCCGGCGCAACUUUUCCACUCCCCCGUCUAAAACAAGCAUGGCGCCAAAUCCGAAUCAAUAAACUCAUUAAAAGCAAAUCUUUUUCGGGCUCCAUCAAAGCCAUAGCGACUUCCGAUGAGAAGUCUACUAGGGUUAAGGCAGUUGUUACGGUCAAAGUGAUCGCUGGCGGGUUACUAUCGGGCCUCGGGUUAACCGGUGGGCUCGACAAAAUCACUGACUUGUUCGGCAAAUCCAUCUUGUUGGAGCUUGUUAGUGCUGAGCUUGAUCCCAAGACAGGAUUAGAGAAGGAAAACAUAAAGGGGUAUGCGAGCAAGGUGAGCCAAGAUGAUGAUGAAGUGAAGUACAACUGUGAAUUUGAGGUAGGAGAAGAUUUUGGGGAGAUUGGAGCGGUGUUGGUUGAGAAUGAGCACCACACUGAGAUGCAUCUCAAGACCAUUGCAUUGGAGGGAUUGCUCAAUGGGAAUCUCAUUAUCAAUUGCAACUCUUGGGUUUCUCCCAAGUCUGAAGCCAAUGUGGAGAAGAGAGUUUUUUUCACCGAUAAGUCAUAUUUGCCAUCUCAGACGCCAAAUGGGUUGAGAAGGUUGAGGGAGAAAGAGUUGGCAAUACUCCGAGGGAAUGGGCAAGGAGAGAGAAAGAGUUCGGACAGGAUUUUCGAUUAUGAUGUGUACAAUGACCUUGGUGACCCUGACAGUAACAGUGCACUUAAAAGACCAGUGCUUGGUGGAAAACAGCAUCCCUACCCUAGACGUUGCAGAACAGGUCGUCCACGGUGCAAAACAGAUUCAACGUCGGAGACGAGGAGCAGCGAUGUUUAUGUGCCAAGGGACGAGGCAUUCUCAACAGUGAAGAGUGUAACAUUUUCGGUGAAGACGGUUUCCUCCGUGCUUCACGCGCUUGUACCUUCCCUAGAAACAGCGAUUAUCGACACAGACCUGGGAUUCCCCUACUUCACAGCCAUAGACUCGUUGUUCAACGAAGGGGUUAACCUUCCUCCACUCUCCAACAACAAUGGGUUCCUGAGGAAUCUCCUGCCUCGGGUGAUCAAGUUCCUCAAUGAUACAAGGGAAGAUCUGUUGCGGUUUGAGACUCCUGCCAUUAUAGAAAGAGACAAAUUUUCUUGGUUCAGGGAUGAGGAAUUCUCUAGACAGACUCUUGCUGGUCUAAACCCAUGUAACAUACAAUUGGUCACGGAAUGGCCAUUGAAGAGUAAGCUUGACCCUAAGGUCUACGGCAACCCCGACUCAUUAAUUACCGAAGAGAUUAUUGAGUGCGAGAUCAAAGGGUUCAUGACCGUUCAAGAGGCCUUGAAACAGAAGAAAUUGUUCAUGCUAGAUUACCAUGACCUACUCUUGCCGUAUGUGAAAAAAGUGAGGGAGGUCAAAGGGACAACACUUUAUGGAUCAAGGACGUUGUUCUUCUUAACACACGAGGGAACCUUGAGGCCGUUAGCGAUCGAGCUAACUCGACCGCCCAUGGACGGAAAACCGCAGUGGAGGGAAGUGUUCACACCAACAUGGAAUGCCACAGGGUGCUGGCUAUGGAGGCUAGCCAAGACUCAUGUCCUUGCUCAUGACUCUGGUGUUCAUCAGUUAGUAAGUCACUGGCUAAGAACUCAUUGUGCUACAGAACCGUACAUAAUUGCCGCUAAUCGGCAACUUAGCGUGAUCCACCCAAUUUUUAGACUACUGCACCCACACUUCCGGUACACAAUGGAGAUCAAUGCUCUUGCCCGAGAAGCCCUUAUUAAUGCUAAUGGCAUUAUUGAGGCUUCAUUUUCACCAGCCAAGUAUUCCAUAGAGCUUAGCUCGGCUGCUUACGACCUUCAAUGGCGAUUCGACCACCAGGCACUUCCAGCAGACUUAAUUAGCAGGGGAAUGGCUGUGGAGGAUCCAACGGCCCCACACGGCUUGAAAUUGACAAUUGAGGACUACCCGUUUGCAAACGACGGUUUGAUCCUUUGGGAUGCCAUUAAGCAAUGGGUUACAGAUUAUGUGAAACACUACUAUCCAGAUUCAGCUCUCGUUGACUCUGACAAAGAGCUUCAAGCAUGGUGGACGGAAAUCCGAACCGUCGGUCAUGCCGACAAAAAGGACGAACCUUGGUGGCCGAAGCUCAAAACGGUGGACGAUCUUGUUGGAAUUCUCACGACCAUGAUAUGGGUUACUUCCGGCCACCAUUCCGCAGUCAACUUUGGCCAAUAUGACUUUGCAGGUUAUUUCCCAAACAGGCCAACAAUUGCUAGAACUAAUAUGCCAACCGAAGAGCCAAACGACGAGGAAUUGAAGUUUUUCCUAGCAAAGCCAGAAGUUGUACUCUUGAAAUGUUUUCCAUCUCAAAUUCAAGCUACAAAAGUCAUGGCGGUUUUGGACGUACUGUCGACCCAUUCACCAGAAGAAGAGUACAUCGGUGCAGUGAUCGAGGGAGUGUGGGCGGACAAUCCAGUCAUUAAGGCCGCGUUCGAACGGUUUAGCGGGAAACUAAAAGAGCUUGAAGGAGUGAUUGACGCUAGGAAUGCAAAUAGGAAUUUGAACAACAGAAGCGGAGCAGGGGUGGUACCAUAUGAGCUUUUGAAGCCAUUUUCUGUGCCCGGGGUAACUUCAAUGGGAGUUCCAAAUAGCAUCUCAAUUUGAAGCCAGAACGAGUGUUUUUUAUAAGUUUUUUUUUUUUUUUUUUGGUUUUGUAAAAUUUCCCCUGUUUCCAAGCCCUUCCUGUUUGUUUCUCUUCCUUGUGUACAAGUACUUAUUUAUCAACUAAUACUGUAAAAGAUUUGAUGGGAUUUGAAUAAGGACAAAAUAAGAAAAAGUCCAAAAAUCUUAGUGGAA